AUGUGUACAGCAGGCUAUACUCAGCGUGUGGUUGGAAAUGGAAUCAAAGCCCAAUCUGGAAAUCCCGAAGUCAAAGUCAGAGGAACUGAUCCUGUGAUAAAUCAAAUUAUUGAUAAACUAAAGCACGUUAUUCAGUUGUUGCAGGGUAGGUCACCCAAGCCCAACAAGUGGGAACUGCAGAUGGGCAGUGGCGGUGGCAUGGCUGAACAGGUCAGCGGGGAGUGUGAUGAUGAAGAUGGUUGUGGGGGAUCGGGAAGUGGAGAAGUCAAGAGGACGCUGAAAAUCACGGACUGGAUGCCAGAGGAGAUGAACCUCAGUGAUGUAAAGCAGAUCCAUCAGACAGGCGGAAGUAGUACUUUAGAUACAGCUGGAUCGGGAUGUUCAGCAGCGACUGGUUCCAGGGCAUUUAUGCUGAUGGGUGCGGUGAUGUUACUUCCUUGGCUUUAGUAACUGAACCCUUCCACCCCGACACACCUGUCUUAUUGGUAUCUUGAUUUCCCCCCGUCUUCAUCUGACUGGAAUAAAAAAUCUUUUCGAAUGUAACAAUUAUAUUUAUGAAAAGGUAUGUCACACUAACUUCUUAUAAGCCAAGGGGGAACGUUCACAAAUUAUCUAAAAAUGAUAGACUGUUUGAAAACAUGUCUUCUAUGAUUCUAACUUAAAUCUUCUUAAAUUCUAACACAUUAAACCUGCAAAUGUGAAGAGCACAGAAGUGACUUUGAAUAAGAAGGAUUCAGUAUACCUGUAAUUUUGCCAUCUUUGAUUCUUAUCCCUUUUAUCAAAGAAAAAUGUCUUAAGUGGAAAGUAUAUUUGCAGAACAAUGAAAACAAUAGUGUUUCUUAAAAUACUGGAAUUAGAAUUCCAUUAAAUGAAUCAAAACAAAUGAUGGCAAGUAGUAUGCAUGAAUUUUCAAGAGAUUCUUCCAUUUUUGCAAGCUAUAUGAAGAAAUUACUUGAAGUCUGUAAGUUAUAGAGUAGAUUGUUGAGGAGCAUUUCAUGUAAUUUCAUUGAAGAAGCUUGAUAAGUUUUAUCCACUGUAACUUAGCCACUGACAAACCUUAAGCUGAGUAUUUUGGUAGCAUCUGAUCUAUAGUCUAUUAUAUUCAAAGUGCAUCUUUGGUAUUGUGGCUUCGCUCCCUCUCUUUGCCAAAUGGAUUUAGCCAUGUUGCAAACACACACCUGCUCUGGGAAUAUCUCUAAGAAAGCCAUUAAUUAUUUAGUAGAAAGUUUGAAAAAUGAUAUAUUCAUCCAUUCUCAAAAUAUUCUUUGCUAUUUUUUUAAUCUUGAUAUUAACCAAUUGACUAUCUGUACAUUUCUAAGGUUCCUAUGAAUACCUAAAGGCAUGUACUAAUACAGAAAAUGUAGCUUACAAUACUUCAGCUCUUUUUCCAUUUGCACAUUAGCAGAACUGCUAAUCCACAGUCCUUGAUUUCCCAGUUGUGAUAAGAUGCCUCAGCAGGCACCAAUUAGCAUAGGUCUAUCAUUAUACUUAAGAAGGAAGAGAUAAGUCAGAUUUUAUUAAGAAGCAUCAUGUCCAGUUGACAGCCAAAAAUAUUAUUACAAAGUGACAAUAGGAAAGAGAAGUGCUAAAUUUGUAAAAAUGUUUAAAAAUGAAAAGGAUUUGAAAUGACCUCUGAGAAGAAGUCAAAGAGGACUCAAUCGACAGCAAAUAUUUGCAAGGCGAAAUCAAUCUCUCCAAAUCAGGAAAUGUUACACGAUCAAACCAUGUUCUCUCCUGGGUUCUAAGUUAACUGAAUGAUCUGACAAUGGUCAGUUUAAACUAUGAUAUGUUUAAACUGCCAAAUCAUGUUUUAUUGUCUGUUUAAACAUACCUCAGAGCUGUGUUACUCCACCUGCCAAUUCUGGCUGUCAUUUUCCUAGGCUUUCAUUCCAAAUCAUAAUAUUUAUUCCAUGAUCUACUUGGUUUAUAACUCAUUUGCACCACCAUACUCCACAAAUUAUAAACUUAAACAUAUAUUUGGCUACUCUUUAUUUAAGCUCAGCUCAUUAUUUAAACAACUCAAACAGGUAAUAUGAAGUCACCCAUUUGUGACACUUCAGCCCAAGUCAUGACUGGUUUGCUCUGGCAAGACUUCUGCCCCAACCUUACCGGAAUUUGGAAGACAAACUUAAGGGAUGGUUCAGCAGACUAAGAUGUUUCUGGAUUAAAUUCCAUCAUAGGAGGUAAUUUUAGAUAUGGCAGGAAAUGGAGAAAAGCAGAGUGGUUACAAAGUCAGUAGUAUGAAUGAAUAUUUUUUACCAGCUAAAUUUUACAUACUCAAACGGGUGUUGUCUACCUCCAGGCAGGCACUUUGGAGACCAUAUGUAUCACAGGAGUGCUACUUUAGCUUCAACUAUGUGGAGGCUUUCAGAAUUCCUUUAAGAACCUGAGGCAUAUUUUCUAAUAUUCUCAAUGAGGAUAUUCAUUCUUUAAUAUUCUACUCCAUAGCACUGUACCUUGGUACAGGUCUUUAUAAUUUAAAAAGCUCGUUCAGAUGGAAUGGAGUAUCACAUUUGACCUUUCUCAGCCCUCAAAGAUGGGCUCAGUUUUUAGCCAAAUAAAAACAGAAAUAUUUGAGGUUUGUGGUGUUUUUUUAAUAUGACUCAGAAUUUGUAUCUGGAGAGUUUUCCUAAGUCUAAAACACUUUGAACAAUGGUAAGAUUGUUAGACUAUGUGUCUACUUUCUCAGAUGACUGAAAGGAUAACAUUCAAGUGAAUAUACAGAUUUUAAAAUAUCACUUGCUUUAUAGUCACAUAUUAUGCUUUGAUCAUUGAAACAAAGGCUUUUUCUUGAAUUUGAGUUAUUUUUAUAUAAAUUCAAGUGAUCCUAGAACAAUCUAGUGUUUUACAUGUAUUAGGGAAUAAUCAGUGAACAAUCUGAGCUAACAUUUACAUGGCCCUUCCUCUCUACAGCACCACGAUCAGUGCUUCUGUACAGUCUCCUUUGGUCCUCCCCAAAUUAUCAUCACCUCUACUGUACCAAGGAGAAAACUGAAGCAUACAAACAUUAUAUAAUUUGUCUGGUGUCAUACAACUCAUCACAGUAGAAUCCAAUGGGCAAACAUAAUGUCUCUGAACUGCAUACAUUCCUGGUUCAAAGAUAGGAUCACUCUGUAAUAGUAGUAAAGAAUGAUGAAUGAAUAAUUGAAAUUAUUGAGGUAAUUUAAGUCUUCAAACUAGGAUUUAGAAAACAAAUACAAUUGACUAUAUAAUUAUAAUUGUAAAAUUAUCAAACUACAUAUUAGUGCAAAAGCAUCAAGAAAAGGAAAUGUAAACAUGAACUUUUUUCAUUACCAGUCAUUGCCCUCCCACAUAUGGAAAUCUCAUUUGAACACAACCCCCAAGAUAAAUCAGCUGCCAAAAAUGAGAAAAAAAAUACACAAAUUUUACAACUAUCAUGGAAUCGUGAAAUUUCUGUGAAACUGAAGGGUAUAAAAUAUUUCUUUGGCCACAAGGCACAGAAUGGCAUAAAAAAAUAGGAAGGGCAGAAUGUUAUUUUUAAGGUCCUAGAUUUGCCUUUUUAUCCUCUAUUUGUUCAGGAAUGUUUUAUCAAUGAAAUAAUGUCUGGAGUGUUCUCUUGUUAUUAAAGGAUAGAAGUUAAUAAGCUAUUUCCUCCCGAACAGAUUUCUGAAGUGCUCAGUGAUGAUGCUUUGAAAAGGAUUCAAUUGGUUUAUUGCUAAUUGUUUUCAAUCACUUAAAAUAUUGUUUCUAUCAUCAUAGCUCUUCAGGUACAAUAAAAAUUGUUUCUUCUUGAAUGAAUGAAUUCAAUCUAGACUUCUGUUAUUCUAUGAGACAUUCACAGGGCAGUCUGUGAUAUCAGUAUUUCUUUAUGUUGCAAACUUUAAUAUCCUAUAUAAUUACAUGGGUUGUAUGAAAUUUCAGAAAUAAUUCUUAAUGUUGUUAGGUAUGACUUUGAGCAUAUCAAGUUUUUCUUUAAGUGAAGAUUGUUGUGUAUUAAUUAUUUCUGAUUAAAAUACA
Messenger RNA from Lynx canadensis (Canada lynx), 3978 nucleotides. RefSeq names its product glypican-5. The transcript is spliced from 4 exons. Gene Ontology annotation, biological process: cell migration; positive regulation of canonical Wnt signaling pathway; regulation of protein localization to membrane. The record is from RefSeq and is a predicted model, not a curated record. Gene Ontology annotation, cellular component: extracellular region; cell surface; plasma membrane. The coding region runs from base 1 to 447 and encodes 148 amino acids. NCBI's taxonomy places the organism in Eukaryota, Metazoa, Chordata, Mammalia, Carnivora, Felidae.